UUGUGGUAAACAACUUACGAGAUGCGUGUUCAUGCGUAGAGGUGGUAAUGGAGGACUGUGAUGUUCUGUUAGUUAGUUAGCAGGCUAUCUUCUCUGUGGUAUGCUAUUCGCCCCUUUGGUUAACUACAAUUUAUUUGCUCCGUAAAGGACAGAGUUCGGCCAUAUCUAGAGCAGGAGGAUCCACAACAGAUAUAAAAGAUGGCAUCAGAGGCACUCUCUCAAAAUCAUGGUUCCAAAGGGAUCAUGACGUUUUAUCCCACUGCUGAAGAAUUCAAGAAUUUCAGCCGCUAUAUUGCAUAUAUAGAGUCCAAGGGAGCACACAGAGCAGGUUUAGCAAAGAUUGUUCCACCAAAAGAGUGGAGGCCUCGGGGUUCUUAUGAGGACAUAGAUGAUUUGGUGAUUCCUGCACCCAUUCAGCAGGUGGUGACUGGCCAGUCAGGCCUUUUCACUCAGUACAACAUUCAGAAGAGAGCCAUGACUGUCAAAGAGUUUCGCAAGAUUGCCAACAGUGACAAGUUCUGCAGCCCACAUUAUGAUGAUUUUGAGGAGCUGGAAAGGAAAUACUGGAAGAAUUUAACAUUUAACCCUCCUCUGUAUGGAGCAGAUGUUAACGGAAGCCUGUAUGACCCUGAUAUUGAGGAAUGGAAUAUUUGCCACUUGGGAACCAUUUUGGACACUGUGGAGCGUGACAGUGGAAUAACUAUUGAGGGUGUUAACACCCCCUACUUGUAUUUUGGAAUGUGGAAGACUACCUUUGCAUGGCACACUGAGGACAUGGACCUUUACAGCAUCAACUACUUGCACUUCGGAGAGCCCAAGUCGUGGUAUUGUGUUUCCCCAGAGCAUGGGAAGAGACUGGAGCGUCUGGCUAAAGGGUUUUUUCCUGGUAGUUCUCAAAAUUGUGAAGCCUUUUUAAGGCAUAAAAUGACUCUUAUCUCUCCUUCAAUACUGAAGAAAUACGGCAUUCCAUUUGAAAAGAUCACUCAGGAAGCUGGUGAGUUUAUGAUUACUUUCCCCUAUGCCUAUCACGCUGGCUUCAACCACGGUUUCAAUUGUGCCGAGUCCACCAACUUUGCUACGGAGAGAUGGAUCGAGUAUGGCAAGCAAGCAGUUUUGUGCUCAUGCCGUAAAGACAUGGUGAAGAUUUCAAUGGAUGUUUUUGUCAGGAAGUACCAGCCAGACCGCUAUGAACAGUGGCUGGCAGGGCGAGAUACGGUGCCCAUCGACCACUCGAAGCCCACCCCAGAGGCUAGGGAAUUUUUGGGCGACUCUUUCAGCAGCAGCAGUGACAGCAGCUUCAACGAGAGUGGCUGUGAGGAUGGAGAAAGGAAAAGCACGCAACGAAUAGAGGCCAAAAGACACCGUGUUUGUUUGGAGGUGCCUGACGAGGUCGUCCCCAAAGACGAGGACGAUGACGAGGAGUAUGGAAAGAGGCCCAGGCUGAGCCUCAUCCCUCACCGAGCAGUAGCACAUGAUGGCAGAAGAAAUAAAGGGCCGCCAAAGUUGGUUGUCACGCCAACAAAGCUUACGCUGAUGGACCCAUUUCAUAGGAGUAUGUCGCAGAGCAACGGUGACGGAGGCCGUCCUCCUCAUUACACCAAGACUCGAGCACCUGCAAUCUCUUCUCAGACGAGGCCCAGAAAUGGGCAUCUGUCGGUUUCAGCAUCGCCGACGUGGACAGAAGCCCCCGCUCAACCCGUGCGUAAAAUGGGUGUGGCCAGCCUGCUCUUCCACAGGACUCUGAGUUCAAAAGACACUCUCCUGGUGCAAAGCUACACGUCAGAAAAGCAGCAGGAUCAUCACAAGCAGCUCCAAAUCCACAGCUACGCUAAGGAGCAGCAGCCUCGUCGCCUUCAGAGCAAAGCCUGCACGCUGACACGGGUCCAGACUUUACCCAUGGCUCUGGGCCAGGAGCUAGCACAGCUUCAGCCUGGAGCCUCAGUUCUUCAGAUACAAGAGAAACUUAAUGAAUCACAAGCACACCAGAAUCAAAACAUUGACAAGCCUGAAAAAACACAGUUCAUCCAAGACCCAGCUAGAAUGGAGAAAGCCAAAGCUGAGGCCAGGUCAGCCCCCCCACAGAGCCAGACACAGCUGUAUGACCUCAGCAAAGUCAAGAUGGAGGCUUCCAGAGCCAACAAGCGAAAGAGUUCCGAGUGUCCACUACUGGACAGUGGCAUUAUCAUCCUGAAAGACACCAUUCCUGCAGAGCAACACAAGCAGGAUGAGGUCCAGGUGAUUCCUCAGACUUAUCAGGUAUUAGAAGAGCAGUCUUACUGCAAGCUUGAGUCAAAAAAACAGGAGCAGGAAGAAGAGCUUUGUCGACUGCCUCGCCAUCACCCUCUUCUGAUCAGAGAGACAUGCGGUGAUGAUGAUCAGGACAUCAGUGUAGAGGUUGAACAAGAAGAGAAGGAGGAGUGGGCAAAGCCUCUGACCCAACUGUGGCAGAGCCAGCCUUACAACCCCCAGGCAGAGUGGGACUACAAUAAAAGGAUGGGCCAGCAGCCUCCUUACUGCUCCAUCUGUCUGCUCUUCUACACUUACCACCAGUCUGAGUCUGGUGAGGAGAGCUCCAGCUUGAUGCUGGUGAACCGCCGAGGAGGCCGUCAGUGGUCCCGGCCGCUCAUCCCUGAAAUGUGCUUCAACACGCAUUCAGCCAGAACAAACGAUGGCGUACAGGGUCAGCUGUCCAAUCCUCACGUCGCUGAGGAUGGGACGAGCCGCCUCAUCAGCUGUGCUCAGUGCUACGUUCGAGUGCAUACAAGUUGCUACGGUGUUUCUGGAGAAGAGGCAGAGUAUGACAACUGGCUAUGUGCUCGCUGUGAGGCCAGUGCCAUCACUGAGGACUGCUGCCUGUGUUCGCUGAGAGGUGGAGCCCUGCAGAGAGCCAACAAUGACAAAUGGGUCCAUGUUCUGUGUGCCAUCACUGUCCUGGAAGCGCGCUUUGUCAACAUCACCAAGCGCAGCCCCAUCGACCUCUCUGCCAUCCCGCUGCCUCGCUUCAGACUGAAGUGUGCGUGCUGCAGGAAACGAAUGAAGAGGGAGGUGAAGGGCUGCUGCGUCCAGUGCUCCCAUGGCCGCUGCUCCACAGCGUUUCAUCCCUCCUGUGCUCAGGCAGCUGGCAUACUCAUGCACCCAGACGACUGGCCGUUCGUCGUCUUCAUCACCUGCCACCGGCACAGAGCGCCUGUCAUACCUGAGCGCAACAAGGCCUCUCUGAGAGAUCUGUCAGUGGGCCACAAGGUGAUCUGUAAGCACAAGAACUGCCGCUACUACUACAGUGAGGUGGUGGAGCUGACCACCGCCACCUUCUACGAGGUGGUGUUUGAUGACGGCUCAUACAGCGACAACCUCUUCCCAGAGGACAUCGAGAACCGGGACUGCGUCCGGCUCGGCCCGCCCUCUGCAGGCCAGCCUGUCCAAGUGCGAUGGACAGACGGCCUUCUGUACGGAGCUAAGUUUGUAGCAUCCCACUCCGUCCCUAUGUACAUGGUGGAGUUUGAAGACGGAUCACAACUCACAGUGAAGAGAGAAGACAUUUACACGCCUGAAGAGGAUUUGCCCAAACGAGUCAAGUCUCGAAUGUCAGUGGCGUCGGACAUGCGCUUCGAGCUAUUCACACAGAGCAACGUCAAACAGAACUCCAAACGACAGCGAGUCAUCAACUCCCGAUACAGAGAGGACUACAUAGAGCCCGUUAUCUACCGAGCCAUCAUGGAGUGACUGCUGCCAUGUUUUACCAAAAUAAAUCACUAUGGAAACAUGAAA
Poecilia latipinna (sailfin molly) is the source of this 3768-nucleotide messenger RNA. RefSeq names its product lysine-specific demethylase 4A-like. The transcript is spliced from 23 exons. Gene Ontology annotation, biological process: chromatin remodeling; regulation of gene expression. The coding region runs from base 199 to 3723 and encodes 1174 amino acids. Lineage: Eukaryota; Metazoa; Chordata; Actinopteri; Cyprinodontiformes; Poeciliidae. Gene Ontology annotation, cellular component: chromatin; nucleus. The record is from RefSeq and is a predicted model, not a curated record. Gene Ontology annotation, molecular function: histone H3K36 demethylase activity; histone H3K9 demethylase activity.